Molecule: messenger RNA, 726 nt
Organism: Cooperia oncophora
Lineage: Eukaryota; Metazoa; Nematoda; Chromadorea; Rhabditida; Trichostrongylidae
Source: the annotation of a GenBank genome assembly
AUGGUAAAGUCGAUAGGUCAGGUUGCAAAAUGGAUUUUACGGAAUACUAUCGAAUCCAAGCAAAGUCUAACACCUGAACUCAGACUAUGUCUGAUCACAGAGGCAAGUCCUUUGUGGAGAGCUAGGCCAGAAAUGUGCCCUUUCGCCGACCCAUAUUGGGCAUUUUACUGGCCAGGUGGGCAGGCAGUCACCAGGUAUAUUCUCGAUAAUUCGGAACUGUUUUCGGAUGCAAAUGUCCUGGACUUUGGCUGCGGUUGUGGUUCCGCUAGUAUAGCGGCAUCUAAGGCAGGGGCAACAGUAAUAGCUAAUGAUAUCGAUUCAAAUGCCCUUGUAUCCACUUUAAUCAACUAUCGUAGAAACGGUGUGUCGACAAAGCGAACACGAUUUGUCAGUGAUAAUCUACUUGAUCCAUGUCAAGAAAGUCUCUUAUUGCAAUUCCUACAGACUGACACUUCCUUCAUAAUACUGGGCGACAUGUUUUAUGAUACAGAUUUUGCAGAACAGUUAUUUGGUUGGUUAAAAAGAUUGAAAGAAGUGACAGCUGUGCGAGUUCUAGCUGGUGACCCUAAUCGACAUCCUCUGGCUAAUGACCAACUGGAGAGGUACACCAUAAAGGUCCAGAAGCGGUUACUCGCGGAAUAUCAGCUGCCUGACUGCGUGAAAAGAGAACACUACGGAUUCAACACGGGAAACGUCUAUGAACUAGAGCGAUUUAUUUCUACAUAA